Molecule: messenger RNA, 1023 nt
Organism: Didymodactylos carnosus
Lineage: Eukaryota; Metazoa; Rotifera; Eurotatoria; Philodinida; Philodinidae
Source: the annotation of a GenBank genome assembly
AUGAAAUUACGUGAGUUGUUUUUUGUUUUUGGACCACCACGAUUGCUUCACAGUGAUAACGGACGUGAGUUUGUUGCUAAUGUGAUAAUUGAAUUGAAGAAAUUGUUUCCAGAUUUGGUUUUUGUCAGAGGUCGACCACGUCAUCCACAAAGUCAGGGAUGUAUUGAUUCAGAUUCAGAUUUUUGGAAACUAGUUGGACAAAAUGGAAUUGAUGAUGAAGAAGAUUUACCAACACCAGUAGCUGAAUCAGAUAACGAGAUAGUGGAUAAUAAAAGAGAUGAUACAAUUAAUUCUGCUAAUGUUAUUGAUAGUGAUGUGGUUAAAAUUAUUGAAAAAUUGUCUGAUGAUGUUGUUUCUGUCGAUUUUCCAAUUACAAAUUUUGUUGAUCCAAAUGCGCCAUCUAAUUUAAAUAAGAACAAUUUACGUGAUUUAAUUGAGGAAGUUGAAUUAAUGUUAAACGGUUCUGAUACCGAUCAUCAUGCUUCUUCAUCUAACAGUCGUAUACAGUCAGCAAUAACAACAACAACCGCAACAAAUAAUGAUCUUCUUACACCUACUUCUACUCCAUCAAGACAUGAUCUGAUACGUAAAACUGCCACAAACAGUUAUUUAGCUACAGCAAAUAAAAAAAUGAAACAAUAUCAAGAUAGUAUAAAUAGUUUAACAGAAAAAUUUAAUUUAAAUGAUUGUGUUGGAGUUCCAAUUCAUACGGUUGAUAGAACAAAUCUUAUGUAUAAAUUAGCUUGUCAAUAUGGUAAAUUAGAAAAUACUUUCACAAUUGAACAUUUUGUUGAUUUAAAAUCGGCAUGUCCAGAAGAGUUAAAACAACUUGUCAUACAUGAUUUAAAAGACAUUACGAUGAUUGAAGCAUGUAAACUUUAUGUUCGUGGAUCGACAAAUGGUCGUACAUGCGACUGCAAAGGAAAAUGUGCUACGAAACAAUGUCCAUGUAAAAAAGCAGGAGUUUUUUGUUCGACAAAAUGUCACUCUAAACGAGGAGCUUGUAAAAAUAUGGAUGAAUAG